Molecule: messenger RNA, 2450 nt
Organism: Seriola aureovittata
Lineage: Eukaryota; Metazoa; Chordata; Actinopteri; Carangiformes; Carangidae
Gene: nup62l
Product: nucleoporin 62 like
Exons: 2
Coding region: 278-2182 (634 amino acids)
Biological process (GO): protein import into nucleus; RNA export from nucleus
Cellular component (GO): nuclear pore; nuclear pore central transport channel
Molecular function (GO): structural constituent of nuclear pore; phospholipid binding
Source: RefSeq, a predicted model, not a curated record
AUGGCUGCGUGAAGAAGCGACGAGGCUACGAGCCACGUUUUUGUGAAAGAUGUGUUGUUAGUCUCUGGUCCUCGUGUCGAUCAAGGUAAAGCCAAUAGACAUUUGAUCAACUUUAUUAACUGCUAACGUCUGGAAAGUUAUUGUAAGAGGAAACGUUUCAUCGAUAACUUCAGCUGAACCAGCUCGUUGUUGUGACCCGCCAAAAGCCACAGAGGUUCAGCGAGGAAGUGACCAUUUUGUAAACUGCUUUCGAUAACGUUAUCUCCGUGAGAAAGAAAUGAGUGGUGGGUUUAACUUCGGGCAGCCCUCUGCGGGCUUCACUUUCGGGGCUCAGAAGACCACAGCCGCAACGCCCGGCACCGGCUUUGGGCUGACAAGCUCCACACCUGCAGCCCCCGGAGGGGGCUUCACCUUCGGCACUUCUGCCCAGGCCAACACCAACUCUGCAAACACUUUUAGCUUCGGCACCCCAGCGAAGAGCACAGCAGCCGGCGGAGGAUUCUCUUUUGGUACCCCCACCACCACAUUUGGUCUGGGCACUGCUCCUCAAACCACAGCAGCAGCAGCAGGGUUGACUUUAGGCUCCACGGCAGCUCCAGCUGCGGCGUCAGGUUUCACCCUGGGCGGCAGUAUGCCCGCACAGACCACCGCUGCCGCCCCUGCAGGAGGGGGCUUCACCUUUGGGACCGCUCCUCAGGCUCAACCCCAACUUGCUGCAGCAGCAACAGCCGCACCAGCCACAACGACAGCAUCAGGUGGUCUCUCGUUUGGAGGGUUUAGUUUUGGAGCUACAAAAGUCCAAGUGACCACAGCUGCUGCCUCUACUGCUCCCACAGGAGGUUUCAGUUUUGGCACCAGUGCUCCUUCCAACCUCACCCUGGCCACGCAGCCCCAGCCUCAGCUCCAACUCCAGCCUCAGCUCCAGCCUCAGCUCCAGCCCCAGCUUCAGCCCCAGCUCCAGCCCCAACUCCAGCCCCAACUCCAGCCCCAACUCCAGCCCCAGCUCCAACCCCAACUCCAACCCCAGCUCCAGCCCCAGCUCCAACCCCAGCUCCAGCCUCAGCCCCAGCCAAUCUCCACUGCUGCAGCCAUGACAGGUCAGGGUGGAGGAUUUGCCUUUGGGAUUAAACCUUCAUCAACCCCAGCUCCUCCUGCGGCAACCCAGCCAGCCCCAGUUACAGGUCCCUCUCUCUUUGCCAUGCCUAUCACUACAGCACCAGCAGCUGCAGCGGCUGCUGCUGCCGCUGCUGCUGCCGCCGCCGCCGCUGCUGCUGCUGCUCCUCCUUCUGCUCCUGCUGCUACUGCAACAGGUACAGGCUUUACUUUGGGUGUAGCUCCAACUUCAGCAGCAAGUAUUGCUCCUGCUGCAACAACCACAGCAGCUGGUGGAGGUCUGUCUUUUAUGCUCAAACCUCUGGGGGCAGCUACUGCCACCUCCACCUCUGCCCCUGUCCAUGUCUCUACUGCCACAGCUGCAGCUGCCACAUCAGGUGCUGCUACAGGCUUCACACUAGGACUCAAACCAGUGUCUGGCACAAGUACCACAACAGCUGUCACAGCCACAACAAUCCCUACAACCACAGCUCCUCCAGUGAUGACCUACGCCCAACUAGAGGGCCUCAUUAACAAGUGGAGUCUUGAGCUUGAAGACCAAGAGAGACAUUUCUUACAGCAGGCAACUCAGGUGAACGCCUGGGACCGCAUGCUGGUGGAAAAUGGAGAGAAGAUCACAGCCCUGCAUAAGGAGAUGGAGAAGGUGAAGCUGGACCAGAGGAGGCUGAACCAAGAGCUGGAUUUCAUUCUGUCCCAACAGAAGGAGCUGGAGGACUUACUGUGCCCGCUCGAGGAGUCGGUGAAAGAGCAGAGCGGAACCAUCUACAUGCAGAACGCCGAUGAGGAACGUGAAAGAACGUACAAGCUUGCAGAGAAUGUGGACGCACAGCUGAAGAGGAUGUCGCAGGACCUGAAGGAGAUCAUUGAGCACCUCAACACAUCCAGUGGCCCAGCAGACACCAGUGAUCCACUUCAGCAGAUCUGUAAAAUUCUCAAUGCCCACAUGGAUUCUCUUCAGUGGAUAGAUCAGAAUUCAGUCCUUCUGCAAAGACGAGUGGAGGAAGUGUCCAAACUGUGUGACAACCAGCGCAAGGAGCAGGAGAAAACCUUUCGUUUAACAUUUGACUGAUCUGAAAUAAAUAUGUUGGCCUGUAUACUUUUUCAGUAGUCAUAAACAGGGAUGCUUUUUUUAGGCAUCAAGAUGUUUUGGAAUUGCAUUGAUCACAAGUCCUGUUAAACUGCUUUUCCCCUCAGCUGUUUGGAGUCUUUUGGGUUGCAUAAAGAUUGAUAUUUUCAAUGCAAUAGUUUUUAUAUAGAAUAGUGCAAAUGAUCAUUUCUCCCAAUGUAAAUGCUUUGCUUGUUCUAAAGAGUAUGAUUAAAUAAACCUUUGGAUUAAG